Messenger RNA from Micropterus dolomieu (smallmouth bass), 1465 nucleotides. RefSeq names its product izumo sperm-egg fusion protein 1. Lineage: Eukaryota; Metazoa; Chordata; Actinopteri; Centrarchiformes; Centrarchidae. Gene Ontology annotation, molecular function: protein binding involved in heterotypic cell-cell adhesion; signaling receptor binding. Bases 337 to 1263 code for a protein of 308 amino acids. The transcript has 11 exons. Gene Ontology annotation, biological process: heterotypic cell-cell adhesion; sperm-egg recognition; fusion of sperm to egg plasma membrane involved in single fertilization. The record is from RefSeq and is a predicted model, not a curated record. Gene Ontology annotation, cellular component: plasma membrane; acrosomal membrane.
ACUACACUGACAGGUGGGCUUCUGGGAAAUGUAGUAGGAGAAUAAGGUCUUCAGAAUUCGCUCCACAAAAAGCUUACCAAAUAUACAACGGAAAUGCAAGAGGAGCUUUAAAGUUUGUUUCCUGCCAGCAACUCAAAGUGUCAAACUACAGGACAGAAGGUGAACUGUGGGGUGAACAGUGACAGUACUGUUGCAGUUUGUGGCAGAAUCUGACUGGCAGGCACAUGAACAAAAUUGCAAAACUGUUCAGAACAUACUACAGAGAACCUGCUCUGACAGAGGAGCAAAAGUGACUCAUCCUAGUUCCUAGCAGGAAGUUGAGGGUACCGAGGGGAGAUGUUGCUGGUGUUGGUGUCCCUGCUUUGCUGUGUCCCUGCUGCCAAGGCCUGUUUGCAGUGUGACCUCAGGGUCAGGCUCCUACAUGAGGACUUAGUCCUCUCUGCUCCUACUGUGGACAACCAGAUUGAAUUGAAAAAGAUUUGUGACCAUGCCUAUGUGACCUACAGAGAGACCAGCCAGAUACGAAAGGGAGUCAUUGAUCCCACCACUCUGUACAGAGCCACAACUGAGUACCAGAGUGAAUUUGAACGCUUCUUGAAAACCAAGGACACUGGAUCUGUAACAUUCGAAGCCAUUCAGAUCAUGGAGAAGGGCAGGAAGAUCUUAGAGAAACACUUGGACACAUUCAUCCGUGAUGGAUUGUGUCCCAACAAGUGUGGGCGUUUGAAACGGAGAGUAAUGGAUUGCAUCUCUUGCCACUACAAGAUAUACAUCUGUCCCUCUCCUUCUGGCCAACAGGAUUGCGGUGAAUAUCCAGUGCAGGCUGAGGAGGGAGGCCAGGCAGUGUUGAACUGUUUCCUUCCAUGGCAUCGUCUACUGUUGGGAAGACCAGAGUACCACUACUCCUGGGCCCCUGGUGUGCCAGGAACGGAAAAGCUGACUGAGAGCAACUUCAAAGCCUUGGUAGUGACAGACGACUCAUCUGUGGUCUUAAAUCAGCUGCAUGUGGAUGAACAAGGAACGUAUCGCUGCUCUUUGCAGGACGAAAAUGGAACCGUCUUCUACCGAGUCACUUUCCUGCUCGCUGUCACCCCUUUGCCUGUCCAAAUUCACCGACCUGUCAUCACUCUGCCCUCCCUGCCUCAUGGAGACAACUACUCACCUUUUCUACCUACUGAGGAGGGCCUGCUGAUGCCAGUCAUCGCCAUGUUUACUGCUCUGAGUCUGGCAGCCUGCGUAGGCAUUACAGUUGUCCUGGGGUGAGAGACAAUUUAUUAUAAAUCAGAGGAGAGCCGUGAACAAGCCGAGAAGAAAGAGGAAGGAGGAAAACCACACACAAAACACGGUGUGAUGGAGACACUGCGCACAGUAAACACACACUCUAAAGACAGGGAGGUUUUACUCAUUUCAGGUUGGACAUUUCUCUCUGUGGUUAAAUAAAUUUCCAGCACAAAGUGCCAAGUCA